AUGCAUGUCCUUUCUACGCUAGUCCUCGCUUCUGCGGGCCUCGCCUCAUCAUAUGAGGUGCCUGCCAAGUUAGAGCAGAUCUACAAGGAGCAUAAGACUGGAAACUGCAAGAAUGUCCUCGGAAGUGGGUUCAAUGACGGCGAUUCCAGUGCCAACAAUGUUGUCUAUUGUGGAGACAUUGAAGGAGCAAUCUUCCUCCAUAGCACCGCAAAUGGAGGGAGUUAUGCCGACAUGGAUGUGGAUUGCGAUGGUGCCGACAAUUCUGGUGGGGCCUGUUCAAAUGAUCCUAGUGGGCAAGGUGUCACUGCUUUCCAGUCGGAGGUGAGCAAGUAUGGCAUCUCAGACCUGAAUGCCAACAUUCAUCCGUACGUCGUGUUCGGAAAUCAGGACUCAAGUCCUAGGUUCGAGCCCAACAAGUUUGGCAUGGAACCUUUGAGCGUGAUGGCAGUGGUCUGCAAUGGCCAGCUGCACUAUGGAAUUUGGGGAGACACUAAUGGCGGAACCGCUACUGGUGAGGCUGCCAUUUCCAUGGCCGAGCUUUGCUUCCCCAAUGCCGGCAUCACCGGCGACAAUGGCCACACUCCGAGAGAUGUCCUCUAUAUUGGCUUUACAGGGAAAGAAGCGUUUCCCGGAGCCAACGCGGACUGGAAAGCUAAAGAAACCCAUGCCUUCGAGGAAAGCAUUAGAGCCAUUGGAGAUCGGCUCGUGGCUAAACUCGGUACCGGGUCAUCCCCAGCGCCUACUGGCUCAACAUCUUCAGGUACACCUAUUGCCAGUCCUACGUGGACUCAGAGUUCUUCGUGGUCUGCGCCAUCGGGGCCGCCAACUCGUUACUGGCGACGCAACAUGCACGCAUAG
This is a messenger RNA of Penicillium lagena, 858 nucleotides long. RefSeq names its product glycoside hydrolase family 75 protein. Gene Ontology annotation, molecular function: chitosanase activity. Lineage: Eukaryota; Fungi; Ascomycota; Eurotiomycetes; Eurotiales; Aspergillaceae. The record is from RefSeq and is a predicted model, not a curated record. Bases 1 to 858 code for a protein of 285 amino acids. The transcript has 3 exons.